Messenger RNA from Corvus hawaiiensis (hawaiian crow), 2484 nucleotides. It is a transcript of the gene MTHFSD, whose product is annotated as methenyltetrahydrofolate synthetase domain containing. Gene Ontology annotation, cellular component: cytoplasm. The coding region runs from base 16 to 1245 and encodes 409 amino acids. The transcript has 7 exons. Lineage: Eukaryota; Metazoa; Chordata; Aves; Passeriformes; Corvidae. Gene Ontology annotation, molecular function: RNA binding. The record is from RefSeq and is a predicted model, not a curated record.
CGGGCGAGGGCGGCAAUGGCGGGGCCGGGCCGGCGGCUCCCGGCGCUCGCAGGGCUCCCCUCAGGGGCCGCCUCCAAGUGGGAGAUCCGGGAGAAGGUGUGGGAGCACCUGGAGGCCUCCGGGCUGGCCGAGUUCCCGCGGCCCGUGCACGGCCGCAUCCCCAACUUCAAGGGCUCUCUCCAGGCCUGCUGCUCCCUUAGGGAGCUGGAUGUGUUCAGCAGAGCACGGGAGCUGAAGGUGGAUCCUGACAAACCUCUGGAAGGUGCCCGGCUGGCGGCUCUGCAGGCAAGGAAGACUUUGCUGGUUCCCACACCACGUCUGAGGACUGGGCUGUUCAAUAGGAUUGUUCCUCCUCCAGGUGCAACCAAGGAGGUCCUGAGAAAAUGUGCCACGUCUCAGGGUGUAAAGGAAUACAGCGUGCCUGUGGGGCUGGAUGGGAAAGCACAAGUGGACCUGGUUGUUGUAGGAUCAGUGGCUGUCUCUGAAAAAGGCUGGAGAAUUGGCAAAGGGGAAGGUUAUGCAGACAUGGAAUAUGCAAUGAUGGUGUCCAUGGGUGCAGUGCAGGAGGACACACCCGUAGUUACCAUCGUGCACGACUGCCAGGUGCUUGACAUAGCAGAGGAGCUCCUGGAUGAUCAUGAUUUAACUGUGGAUUACAUCCUCACUCCAACAAGGACUAUCCAGACUAACUGCAAACGACCAAAACCUCAGGGAAUAAUGUGGCACAAGGUCAGCUCUGAGAUGCUGGGAAAAAUCCCCAUCCUAAAGACUCUUCGAUCCAGGGAGAAGCAGGCUGGCAAGGAUGUCACCCUCCAAGAUGAACACCCAGCCUUGGCAAACACCAACAGAGCAGCACUUUCAAACAAGAAGGUGAUGCCUGCAAAUACCCAACCACGAGCUGCUCCAGGCUCAGCUCCAGUGGGACAAUCCCAUGUGGAAAGUGAUCCUGUAAAUCCCAGAUUAGAGGGAUCCGACGCAAUCACCACUGUGUAUGUGGGGAACUUGCCUGGCAGCCUGAGAGUGAGCGAGCUGAAAAGUGCUCUGAGGGAAUUCCAGGUGAUUCCUGUGCGACUGAACUGGCAGGGAGCACAGCACAGGGCGUUCCUGGAGUACAGGGAUAAAGGAACUGCAGACAGAGCCGUGUCCUCCUUGCAAGGCCUGAGCCUUGGGGGCAACACUCUGAGAGUGGAGCUGGCCAAGAGCCAGAGGAACAAAGGGCGAGGAGAAAUCAAUAGUCACAAAUGAGUAGGGAGGAGAAAAACAACAGAAAAAUAAAGGUGUUUUCAUUAUUUUGUGAGAAGCCAACCUGAGGUUUCAAGGUUUUUUGUAACCCUGAGGUUUCUGCAGGUAAAAAAAAACAAAUUUCUGCACAACUUUCCUCACUCCUGCACUUGGGCAUGCAAAGGUUUUGUCCCCACAGGUGACAGAGGAGCCAUUUCUCUAUAAACAGUUGCCCACAAAGUACCCACACUCUGGUUUUGGUGCUGUUUGGUGUUUUUGUUAAGCCUGGCUUAAAGCCCUGCCCCUUGGCACCUGCAGUAAGGUGGUUACAGUCAGUCAUUGAAGGUUAGACCUGCCCAUUUAUACCUGUGAGGUUAAAAGCCAGCAGCAGGAAAUCUGUCCUAAAGGUUACAAUUCUGUUUACUGAAAAAUGGGCUUUGCUUGUUGGGAUUUGUAAUUUUAUUUUUUAUAAAAAUGGCCAGGCAGAGAGAGAUUGUCCUUUUUGUGCCUUGAGGAGUGGCUGUGGGAACGCUGGCUUAGUUCUCGUCUUAGUAAAAGCUGUGAUCAUCAGGUGGGAGAGAUAUCUCAGUUUUUUGCUAAAUCAGCCCUUGGAAAACCUUACAUUUCUUAUUUCAGUGUGGCAGAGGAAAGCAAAGCCCAGUUUCCUCUGCUUUUCCCCAAAACUGCCUUUCUGAUGGAUCAGAUAAUUAUAAAAUAGCUGCUUUUCCUGGUUGUCUCCUACAAUGUGAUUCCUUUGCCUCUGUGAAAUUAUAUUAAUUAUUGGAGUGGAAAUGAAAAGCAGGCACACCAUGGUCAAAACUCGUUGGUGCUUAGUCUGGCAUGGAAUUCUUUGGGAAUUUGCUGGACAUUGUAGCAGAUCCUGUUCCUCUGUGCCUUUGUCACCAUCCCUGUGGCUCUUCCACGACAUCAGUGAUGAGGGUGAGCCAGCACCACACAACUGCUCCAGGUGAAAGUGCUCCCAGGCACUGCCCUGGACAUGAACAUUCCCUUCCAGUGUAAUGGCCAGUAAUGAUUUAUCUGCUGUGCCUCUUACUACCUUUUCUCUUUUCCCUUUUGGUUUCCUAUUCCUGAAAAACAAGUUGAAUUUUGGCCCAGCCAUCCCUUCUAAACAGAAGCUCUUUUGCCAGUGAUGCUGGGCACGUAGUCAAAGUAAGCAGCUAAAGGGAUUUUUUUUCUUUUAAGUAAGAGUUGGAAACUUUUUUUUAGCCAGGGAGUGCUGUUAAGUAUAUUUUAAGCAGGUUA